Cylas formicarius (sweet potato weevil) is the source of this 1703-nucleotide messenger RNA. RefSeq names its product probable cytochrome P450 6a13. Gene Ontology annotation, molecular function: monooxygenase activity; heme binding; iron ion binding. The coding region runs from base 91 to 1623 and encodes 510 amino acids. The transcript has 4 exons. The record is from RefSeq and is a predicted model, not a curated record. NCBI's taxonomy places the organism in Eukaryota, Metazoa, Arthropoda, Insecta, Coleoptera, Brentidae.
CCCAGUUGAACUUGAGAAUAACUCCAAAGCCAGUUUCGUGUAUAAACAAACAUUAAUGAAAUAAAUUUUUCAAUGUGAGAUAUUAUCAGAAUGGCAGUACUGUUGUUCAUCAUGUUGUUCCUGCUGCUUGCGUUUUACUUCUAUGUAAAAUGGCUGUACUCUUACUGGACAAGAAAAGGUGUAUUUCAAUUAGAACCUAAGUUUCUCAUGGGUAACCUGUCCGAAGUAUUCACCUAUAAAAAAUCUUGGGGACUAGUCGUAGCGGACAUAUACAAAGAAUUCAAGCGUCGAAACGUUAAACAUGGCGGAUUCUACAUCAUCCUGAAUGCGGUAUACAUGCCUCUAGAUCCGAAUGUCAUACGGAACAUAUUAUUGAAAGAUUUCAAUCAUUUUAUGAACCACGGAUCGUACGUAAACGAAGAGGCGGAUCCCUUGACCGGACACUUGUUCAACUUGGAAGACGACAAGUGGAGAACUCUAAGAACCAAACUGACUCCUACUUUCACCUCUGGCAAAAUGAAAAUGAUGUUUCAAACUUUCGUCAUCUGCACCAAACGCUUGGAGGAGGCUAUCAACAAUCGCGUAGCUCGCAAGGAACCUACUGAUUUAAAAGAGAUUCUUGCCAGUUUUACAACGGAUAUAAUAGGGAACUGCGCCUUCGGAAUCGAGUGCAACUCUCUUCGAGAUCCCGAAUGCGACUUUAGGCAAUAUGGUAGAAAAAUAGCCGAAAGGACGCUUCAAGAAACUGUGACUUUCAUUCUAUAUCAGAUGUUGCCUAGAGUAAUUGUUGAUAUAUUAGGACUCAAGACGACGAGUAGUGAGGUGGAAAAAUUCUUCCUAGGAGUCGUUAAAGAGACGGUAGACUAUCGAGAGAAGAACAACGUGUUCAGGAAAGACUUUAUGCACCUCCUGCUUCAACUUAAGAAUCAGGGCGUGGUUACCGAUGACGAAACCAUCACUAGAGGUGAAAAUAGAGGACAAUCCACCCUUACGUUUAACGAACUGGCUGCGCAGUGCUUUGUUUUCUUUUUGGCGGGCUACGAAACGUCCUCAACAGCCAUGUCUUUCGCAUUAUUUGAAUUGGCUUUAAAUCCGAGCGUCCAAGACAAACUUAGGAAGGAAAUCAAUGACGUUCUGGAGAGACAUAACGGCCAGUUUACCUACGAAGCUGUGAUGGAGAUGUCUUAUUUAGAUAAAGUCAUUUUGGAAACAUUAAGGAAGUAUCCGGCCCUUCCAGUGAUAAUUCGUGCGUGUAACAAGACUUAUAAAAUCCCUGGAACUGAUUUCGAAAUCGAAAAGGGGACUCUAGUCAAUAUACCCAUAGUGGGCGUUCAUAUGGAUGAAGAGUAUUAUCCAGAACCCGAAAAGUUUGACCCUGAACGAUUCAGCGAGGAAAACAAAUCUAAAAGACCCAACUUUACGUACUUGCCCUUUGGAGAAGGUCCCAGGAUGUGUAUAGGCAUGCGGUUUGGGUUACUCCAGAGCAAGGUUGGAUUAGCAACAAUUAUUCGCAGAUUUAAAAUUGCCUUAAACGAUAAGACGAUAACACCGAUUCAAAUGGACCCAUCAGUAUUUUUCCUCAGUGCGAAGGGAAAACUAUGGUUCGAUGUAAAAAGCGUUUGAUGUUUGUGACAUCAUGUAAAGAUGUAAAGAUGUUAUACUAUAUUACAAAAUCUCUUCCAAAUAUAAUUAGACGAAUACGA